Molecule: messenger RNA, 273 nt
Organism: Trichobilharzia szidati
Lineage: Eukaryota; Metazoa; Platyhelminthes; Trematoda; Strigeidida; Schistosomatidae
Source: the annotation of a GenBank genome assembly
AUGAACCGUAUGAAUUAUUAUUCAUAUAGACGUUAUCCAACUCGGAAUAUCGAUAGCAAACACGUUCCAUUGAGUUUAAAUGGACUCAAGAGAGUUGGAGAUAAUCCAUGUCCACGUUUAGCCAUUGGCUCAGAAUACAUGAGUCAAGACCUCUAUUUUCUGUACAAAAACUCAAACGAUUAUCAUAUGAAGGAAGAAGUGAGAAAAGGAAUAAUUAAGACGUGUAAGGAUACUAACAAACGGUUUCAUUGCAAACGGAAAAGUCUGAAUUAA